Molecule: messenger RNA, 384 nt
Organism: Pyrgilauda ruficollis (rufous-necked snowfinch)
Lineage: Eukaryota; Metazoa; Chordata; Aves; Passeriformes; Passeridae
Gene: CYSRT1
Product: cysteine rich tail 1
Exons: 1
Coding region: 1-384 (127 amino acids)
Source: RefSeq, a predicted model, not a curated record
AUGGAUGGGGGAGUCACCGUGGAGAAUCCCUAUGCCAGCGUCAACAUCCCACGGGAGCAGUUCCAGCAGAGCUUCAUCACUCGCUACCUGAGAGACGAGCCCACCAUCAUCGCCAACCCCGCGGCUGUGCCCUCCUACGGCACCGAGGGGCACACAGAGCUUGCCAACGGCUGGAACAGCCCAACCAUCUCCACAGACAAGUCCUGGUCCCGUCCCUACAACCCCUACGCCAGCCUGAGGGCGCCCAAUGGGGACUCAUCUGCCUCCUUCUACACUGUGACCCUGAACAAGCCACCCAAGGGCCAGGAGCAGGAGGCUGGCAGGAGAUGUGGCUGCUGCAGGUGCUGCUCCUGCUGCCCAAAGUGCUGCUGUGUCAUCUCCUAA